UUAAUGUGUACAUUAUUAAAUGUGUAAUAGUAAUAAAAAAAAAAGACAAAGCAGAUAAAACUUUGAUAAAUUUGAAGUGAAAAAUAUUAUAUGCUUUUAAAUACUUAAUCAAAAAUGUCAAAACAUUGUGACGUAUGCUCAAUAUAUUUUCAAGAUGAAUAUGCCUUGCAAGGUCAUCUUGCAGGUAAGAAACAUUUAAAAGGAGUGGAACGAUUGCAAGUUAUGGAAAGGUCAAUUGUUGUUUUGCCAUUACCGAAAUUUAUUCCUGCUCGUAAACUUAUUCAUUUUUUUCAACAAUAUGGUGUAAUUAAAGGACAUCAAUUUGGUCCAAGUUAUCUCAUAGUUGAGUUUUGUGACAGAAGUUCUGCUGAAGCUUUAUUAAAUAAAUCAGUUUGGAUAGAUAAUGUAAAGCUGAAUAUAGAAAAAAGAAAAGCACAUAAUAAUUUAAAAAGGCCAAAAUCAGAGAAACAAAAUAGUCUUGUGGAAAAUACAGAUUCUAUAAGUUAUGAUAACAUAAAAUAUAUAUUUGAAGAAAAAUCUACAUUUGACGAUCAGUUAAUGUUAUUUUUAAAUGCAGUACAACUUACUGAUAUUGAAAUAGAAACAAGAUACAAAUCUGUUUGUAUACAAAUGGAUAAAAUAUUUAAAGUGAUAUUUCCAAGGUGUAAAACAUAUAGGUUUGGUUCAACUCAAACUGGAUUAGGUUUUAAGGAAUGUGAUUUAGAUAUAUAUAUGGAUAUUGGUGAACCAAUAAAUGAAAGUAAAAGUACAUCAACAGAUGCAUGGACUAUGCAUAAGAUUUUUAAAGAAGUAAAAAAAGUUAUGUAUCGAAUGAACUGUGUUUUUUCUAACAUAAUAUUAAUUCCAAAAGCUAAGACACCUAUUAUAAAAUUUUAUUAUGUUAGAACAAAUGUUUCUUGUGAUAUUUCAUUCAAGAAUAGUUUGGGUGUAUAUAAAAGCUAUUUGAUAAAACAUUGCAUAUCUCUUGAUAACAGGUUAAAACCACUAAUGUUGCUUAUUAAAUAUUGGGCACGACAUUUUAAAAUAUCAAGUGGACAGAAAAUAUCCAAUUAUGCUUUAGUGUUGUUAAUUAUUUUUUACUUACAACAGCCAUCUGUUAAUAUUAUUCCUCCUUUAAUGGUACUGAAAAGUACAUGUCGACCACAAAUUAUAAAUGGAUGGCAAGUUAAUUUUGACAAAAAUGCAGUAUUACCACCAAUUACAAAUAAAAAUAAUAUUCCACAACUUCUUCAUGGCUUUUUCUUUUUUUAUGCGACUUUUGAAUUUAAAUCGCAAGUAAUAUGUCCGAUAGAUGGAAUGGUACACACAGAAUCAGAGUUUAAAAAUAUAAAAAAUUUACCAUCAUGUAUGAAUAGAUAUAAAGCAUGUGUAAAAGAAGAUGAAUCUCUUAAAUUCAACAUUAAUAAACCAAUGUGUGUACAAGACCCUAUAGAACUAUGUCAUAAUGUUACAGCAGGCACACAAUUUUCCACAUUGGAUUCUGUUAUAAGAUAUUGUGCAAUUGGUGCAGAAAUUUGUGCAAUAUCUAGUAAAAAUGAUUAUAAAGAUCUAAUGAAAACUUUGCUCACCACAGAUCUUAAAAAGAAAGGUAGAUUUAAUAUUACAAUUUCUGCAAAUCAAUCUCAAUAUGGAUCAAAUAGUAUGGAAACAUGUGUAAACACUACAGAAAAAACGAAAUUUUCAAAUGGUGACUGGUAUUCUACUGUUUUUAACAUAGUAAAAGAUAUUUUUGAAAAAGUUUUCAUAGUACAAGUUGAAGUACUUCCAGCUGAAACAGAAGCAAAGCAGCAAAAAAUUGAGAUGUUAUCAGAUGUGCAUAUAGAAAAACAGCAAACAGUUACACUUCAUUGUACUGGGACCCAUUGCAUAUGGCGUAAUAGACGAAUUGACAAUAAUGUUUUAGAUCCCAGUUUGAGUUGUUUGCAAAAGGAAGCUCUUAUGUCAGAACAAGCAAUAAAAAAUUGUGGUAAAGAAAAAAUAAUAAAUAGAACAAAUUUAGAUUAUAUUUGUACACUUAAAAAGAAAGAUCCCUUAAAAGUAAUUUUAACUGUAAGUAAUACACAUUGUGAUGAUCAUGUUUUUCAAGAAUUUGCUUGUUUUGCUAGAGGUAAGAUAGUUGAAAUAAUAAAACGAACAUUGAUACAUAUGCAACAAUUUAACAAAUCGUAAUAUUAUAUCCAUAUAUAUAUAUAUAUAUAUAUAUAUUAUAUAUAUAUAUAA
Messenger RNA from Bombus impatiens (common eastern bumble bee), 2241 nucleotides. RefSeq names its product speckle targeted PIP5K1A-regulated poly(A) polymerase-like. NCBI's taxonomy places the organism in Eukaryota, Metazoa, Arthropoda, Insecta, Hymenoptera, Apidae. Gene Ontology annotation, biological process: mitochondrial mRNA polyadenylation; mRNA 3'-end processing. The record is from RefSeq and is a predicted model, not a curated record. Gene Ontology annotation, molecular function: poly(A) RNA polymerase activity; nucleic acid binding. The transcript has 5 exons. Bases 115 to 2190 code for a protein of 691 amino acids.